AAAAAAGGGGAAAAAAUAUGCCUGCUAUUGCAUUAACUUCGGACGAUGAAAUUUUCGAUGUUUUGAAGCAGCAUCCUGAAAUUUUCGAUAACAAUGGCAAUUUAACGAAGGAACGCCAUCCUCAAUGGAAAAUAAUCAUUCAAAAACUUCCGAAAAUAAAUGUGCAUAAUUUAUAUGUACGAGUACAGCAAAAUAGAACUUCAAAUAAAAAGAAGAACAAUGGUAUUCAAGACAGAUUGAAAGCCUUUUUUUCAUACAAUCAAGAUAAAAGUAUUCAGAUAACUGAAUCCAAAUAUGUUGAAGAAUGCAGGGAUAAUGAAAAUACCUUUGAAACUACUAAUACUCUAGACAAUUCUAAUCAACAAGAGGAGUGUUUCUAUAUUGAUCAAUUUGAUGCUAUUCAUGCAAUGAAGUACAAUGUAAAGUAUUUCGGAAUGAUCAAUUCCAUUUCAUCAAACAAACUUGAAAUUAUAUACUUUUCCAAGGAGCAAUUGGAUCUUUUGAAAAAAGUCAUUACUUCAGAAACUUCACUGUCAAUUAUUUUACUUAAUGAAAUAAUUGAAAAAACCAGAAUGAAGAGUCACAUAAGUGAAAAAUUAUCAAAAAUUUAUCUGUGCAGUGAACUUGGAAAUGAAAGUAUUCCAUUUGCUCAAGCUUUAACCGAAUCGAUGAAUGAAAUUUUUAUACAAAAUUUCUUACUUAGAAUAUUAAAGUUCAAUGUUCCGUUGCCUAAAUACAUAAUAGUCACUUAUGAUCAAGCACUCAUCGAUGGGAUUUGCUUAGCAUUAAAUCAGUGUCCUUUUGAAGAGUAUAAUUUCAAAUGUUUCAAAAAUUGUGAGCCGCCAAAGGUUAAUUUGUGUGUUGAUGUGAUAAGCAUUUUAAUAGCUGUGGACCAUUUUGAGUGUUUUAUAGACAAACCAGAUCUGGCUAAGGAAUUUUAUAUUAAUUGUGUUAUCUUAUUAAGUUUAUGUGUCAAUCAAGUAGACUUUGAUGAAAAACUGAAAAGCAUUUUCACCAUAAUGUUCUCUCCUGAUGAAAAUACGUGCAAGGAUAUUCUUGAAAGUGAAUUCAAGAAAAAUGAGGAGAAGUUCAAAUGCUUCGAAUCGUACAGAAAUAAUGAAAGUCUGAACAAGAUUUUAUACACUAAACAUAUAGCUGUAGAAAAAGAAAAGUGUGAAGUGAUACACUACAUAGACAGUAUAAAAGAGUCAGUGCUUGCCAUGCAUAACUCAAAUUCAAGUAAGAAAGAACUAAAUGGUUACUACUUACCUCAGUUGUAUGAUGAACUCAUAGUUAUUUUAAGAUUGUUUCCCUCUUGGACUAAAAUUAUCUGUCCUAUUGACUUUUUUGACUCUGCUUCGUCGCCAGCUAGCAAGACAGUGAAAAAACUCCAAGAAUUGGAUUGUAUGCCCCUACAAGUAACAAAAUAUCUUGAAUAUGACAUCCAAGAUAUUAAAUUACUUCUACAAAAAGGAAGAUUAAUCAGAUUAAAAUCAAAAGCCGCUCAGAAAGAAACGAUUCAAUAUGAAAACCAUUAUUGCCUGGCGUAUGAAGAAACUUGGAUGGGUCUGAAGAAUCCAAAUGAUAAAGAUAAUAUUGAUGUUGAAGAGAAGUUACCCGCAACUUUAGACAGUGAAGAAUCAAAUAAAAAUAUUGAUGAAAGUUCAGUAGUGAAUGAAUCAAUAGCUAUUGAAAUUGAAGGAUCAAACAAAAAUAUUGAUGAAAGUUCAGUAAUGAAUGAAUCAAUAGCUAUGGAAAUUGAAGAAUCAAACAAAAAUAUUGUUGAAAGUUCAGUAGUGGAUGAAUCAAUAGCUAUGGAAAUUGAAGAAUCAAAACAAGACCGUUUAAGUCCAAUGGUGAUAAAAUCAAAAUCCAAUUCAGUAGAUUUAGAAACUCAAUCUGGAAAUACUUUACAAAAUGUUCAGUUUUUAAAUUACAUUCAGGCAAGAAAACCACUGAAGACCAAAAAACUCAACAAGUUCAAGAAAAAAAAAGUAAAUACUUGACUAAAUGCCCGAGCAUGAAGAUAAUUCAUGAGCAAUCAUCCGCUACAAAUAAUUUGAAAGAGCAAUUAAUUGUUAAUGAAGAAUCAAGAGGAACUAAAAUUAUAAGAAGAAAAGCUUAUAAAUUUGGAAACUCAUAUACAAUUGACAGCAUUAGUGAACUAAUAAAAUUCUCAUAUCUUAAUUAUAAGAAUUAUCGAGAGAGUUUGUAUGUUAAAUGUUCCAAACUCUGUAAUGAUACUUGUAUUUUUAAUUCUAUUAUAAAGUCCUUGAAUUCAGGAAGAUUAACAUCAUUUUAUAAGACUAGAGCGCAUUUAAUGCUUGAUUUGGGAGUUUCAGAAGGAGAUAGAGUUACUAUCAAUGACGAUGUGGCAUGUAUUUUUAGUAAAUUAGUCCAAAUUCACUAUUCUUUAGCAAUAACAGGUUUAUGCACUGAAUGUAAUGAACUUCAUUUGGAUAACCAGACAAUCAUCAAAUUUCGACGAACUGAAUUUGACAUGGAAAAAUUAGAAGAAUAUGUUGAAAAUUAUUGUUCAAAUUUUGUAAUUAAUUGUGAAACGUGCAACGAGUACUGUCUUGUUUCGUUUGAAUUUCGGGCUUAUGUCGCUUUCGAUUUAACCGACUACAAUGUAAAAAUGAACCUCAUAGAAAUACCGCAACAAAUAAAUAUUAGAGAUGCAACAAAUGAAUCGAAUAUAUUUGCUUUAGUUGCAGUAGUUUCAAACGAUAAUUCGAAUGAUAAUUUAACUUAUUGUAGAAGUAUCGAUAAUUUUUGGGAUAAAAGAAGUAAUGUAGAAAAACAAAUUAUAAAACUGAGAAUUCUUCCUAUUGUUAGAAUUAAAAUUUUAUUUUAUGUAAAAAUUACCAACUAAUUAUUACAUGUAUCAACUCAACUUAUACUUUAUUAUAAUUCUAGAGAUUAUUUAAAUCAUAAUUAUAGGUAUGUAUCUUAAACGUUGUAAUGUGUAAAAUAAGCAUUACAUUAAUUAAGAUUGUUAAAAAAAUGAAUUCGUAUCACUUACUGUUUUUUAUAUAAAAAUUAUAGUAUUUUUUACCACUGACCAAUACUGCUAUCAUUGUGCAUUUAAUGCACUUAAUGUAUCAUUCCAUAAAUAAUAAAUAUUACUCUGAGAGUAAA
Molecule: messenger RNA, 3141 nt
Organism: Trichogramma pretiosum
Lineage: Eukaryota; Metazoa; Arthropoda; Insecta; Hymenoptera; Trichogrammatidae
Exons: 1
Coding region: 18-2006 (662 amino acids)
Source: RefSeq, a predicted model, not a curated record